AUGCCCUCUCCCCCGUCGGCCGAAGCCUCCUCUGAUUCCUUUUUCCCUCUGCAAAUCCGCUCUCCCCGCAAUCCCCGUGCCAUCUCCAUGAGCACGCCUACAACCGACGACGACCAAGUAUCAGUCAAUCCCACGGCGCAAAGAGAAGGAAUUGACAGGCUGCGAGACGAAUUGCUCAAGCGGACGACAGAAGAGGCUCUCUGGUCGCCAGAUCAAGGUGCCCUUGGACAAAAGCCCGUUGUGGUUGAUGUCGGGUCGGGGCAGGGACCAAAGAACCGACAUCGCCAUCGCCGCCAGAUGUGGUUCAGAAGCUCCAUGCCUUCGUUUGUCACUGUCAACAACAACGUUUCACUCAUCAGCAUCACCGUCGCGCCAAAUAUCGUUCCGCAUUCCGCGCUUCACUUUGCCAAGGCUCUCUUCACUGCCUCCUCUGUCUGCACUAUCAGCCCCUCGGCGUGGGAGAGCAUAUACUGUCGACAGGCCUCUGCCCGCUCUCCCGCAAAGUCGCCAACUACUCUGCCAGGAAUGACAUCAACGACAGCAGACGAGGUCGAUCCCCUGGACGGCCUCGACGCAUCCUUGCGGGAUUUCGAACCUCCAGUCAGUCCGAUUUCCAUGCGCCAGCCGUCAGCGCCCACAAGCGCGUCGGCGACGGAGGAUCCCGAAGAUUCAGACAUCGUUUCAGCCGAUGGGUACUCGCCGCCGGCAUGGCGGAGGCUCGGCAACGGCGACCGUAGCAGCGGCUUCUGGAAGCGGGACCCCCGUAGAUCAAAGCGCCGGCCGCAUUUCAGCAGAGAGACAUCACCGGGCUCGGAUGUGGACGACUCGGAGGGCGACCAUGUUCUUCAGCGGGCCAUUCGAACGAGGUUGCCGGCGGGAAGCCAGAGUCCCGACAAGAGACGAAGCCCAAGCCCAGAAAGACGUGAAGAUGUGAGGUUGAAGUUGGAAAGCAAGAGUCCUGAAGCCGAGACUGUGAGAAGGCGCUCGCAUUCGCCAGCACCAGAUAAUUAUUUUCGCUUCGCCGUUCGUGCGGAAGUCCAACAACGAACAAAGCUUAUAGAAGCCGCCGUGUUGUUCAUACAGCGACGCUGUCGAGCACUAACCAAGAGCUGGGCGUCGAUCGUUUCCGGCAUCCUGUUCGCCGUUCUCUCCAUAUCAGCCCUCGAGGUGUUGGUGAAGCCAGCUGCACCGCGACCAGUCGGCGAUCUAGUCAAAGUUGCCGGGAUAGCCCGCUCCUUCGAGCCCCUCAUCUACUUCUCGGAGCCAGCCGUCGCCCAUGUCAAGGACCUUCAGUCCACGAGUAUCGCAGUCUGGGACCUGGCCGAGUCUGUGCGAGUGAGCGGCAUGUCUGACGCGGACAUCAUUGUUGACAAUCUAGAUUCCAUCAGCGAGGCCAUGAAGAAGCUUGUGCUUGAGCUGACCAAGUUCCAUACCCACGUUGACGGCGACAUCGACAGUAUCCUCAGCGUAAUGGAAUGGGUAAAGAUGCACCUUGACCGUCUUAACUCCCGCCCGCCCCCUUCCUCCCUCUCCCACGCCUACGACAACAUCCACAACUUUCUCACCACCACAGCCGUCCUCGAAGACGUCCAUGGCCAGCCAACGCGCCUUGGCCGCCUCACAACCUCGGUGUUCGGCGUGUCCAACCCCCAGCGCGAACAGCGCAUGGUUCAAGUCCUCUUCAACAGCUUCCUCUCCACACUCGAAGAAGCCAUCCAAGCCGAGCUCGAGAACUCCGUCUCUCUCUUCGCCCUCUUCGACGACAUUGACGCGCACUUUCUCAAGCUCGCCCGCACAGUCGCCCACGAGACCUCGGCCCAAGAGGAGUUCCAAGCCGAGCUUCUUUCCGGCUUGUGGGCGCGCAUUCUCGGGCCCCGAGCCACUGAACUGCGCAAGUUUGAAAAGAACCGCGCCCUGCUGCACGACGUUCGGCACAAGACUGUGCGCAACAAGAGCAACCUGGUCGGCCACCACGGCAAGUUGCUCACCUUGAAAUCGUCCCUCGAGAGUCUGCGCGGCAAAUUGGCCAGUCAACUUGUCCGGGGCCUCAACUCGUCCACCCUGACCCUGGACGAUCAGAUACAAGGCGUUGUUCAAGUCAGAGACUACUUGUCUGAUGUGAGGAGUCAGCAGAAGACCAAAGUCAUGGAGACGCUGUAUUCUAUUGAUAGGAGCCGCAAGUAUAUCCAUCAUGAGAUUGACAGUGGCCGUGACAUUGACGCUGGGCCCAUGUAA
This is a messenger RNA of Metarhizium album ARSEF 1941, 2235 nucleotides long. RefSeq lists its product as uncharacterized. The record is from RefSeq and is a predicted model, not a curated record. Lineage: Eukaryota; Fungi; Ascomycota; Sordariomycetes; Hypocreales; Clavicipitaceae. The transcript is spliced from 6 exons. The coding region runs from base 1 to 2235 and encodes 744 amino acids.